Gallus gallus (chicken) is the source of this 3308-nucleotide messenger RNA. RefSeq names its product inositol 1,4,5-trisphosphate receptor-interacting protein-like 1 (gene ITPRIP8D). Bases 1266 to 2804 code for a protein of 512 amino acids. Gene Ontology annotation, cellular component: membrane. The record is from RefSeq and is a predicted model, not a curated record. The transcript is spliced from 3 exons. Lineage: Eukaryota; Metazoa; Chordata; Aves; Galliformes; Phasianidae.
GCUUGAUAGCUGCAUAUUUGAUCUUUUCAUUCACAGUGGUGCUUUAUUUGCUUUAAAGGCUGUUUUUCUUAACUCCUUUCGUGUCUCUGGGGCUGGCCUGAGCCUAUCUGUGGUUUUGCCUGUUGGGUAUGUUGCUGUCCCUGCCGUUGCCCGGCAUGGCCUGGCUCUCCUUUCUUUUUUGCUGCAAUGACUAGCUUCAGAGCAGGUAAGACUGCACUGGGCAACGGAUCCGGAGUGAAAAAGGCCAACAAAAAAGCUCUUUUUAAGGCUUUUUUGAAGCCAGCAACAGUGCUGCGCUUGUGCUGGGGGGCUGGCAGCUUCUGGGCGGGCUGCUGAGCGAGCAGGGGUGGAGCUGGCACGUUAGAGGCACAGUUUAAACACCGGACGAACGUGUCAUCACCCAGCCCUGACCUAGGCACCUGCUGAUAAGCUUUAGACAGCUAGCUUCUGCCCACAGAGCACACCAGGUUAAGGCUUAAGCAAGCUGACCAUGGGAGCCGAAAAAGGCGGAGAAAACCCCAUCAGGUAGAGGACUUGAAUGGCUGAAGUCCCUUUCAGCUUCCACCCUGCAUUCUACUGCUGCUCUCUAAACUGACGACGUGAUGAAUGUCGGGCAGGACACGGCCCGGCUGCUGGCAGCUGAUUUGAGCGCAGCCAUACAGGUGAGACUUCCUGAUAGGUUAGGACAUGGCCUUGGGAACGAUGCUGGCAGCUAACCCAUGGGCAGGGUGCCACGGAGCAGUUACCCUGUUGCACAACCCUGCCUGCUUUCCGGUUAAAGCUAUGGGGGAUCAGCUGGUCCUCCAACCCCACAGGUAAUCUGGGGAGAGAGAGUGGGUGUCCCAUUAAAACCCUUAAAAUCACGCAUCCAAAUAGUGGACAGAGAGGGACUGAGGUGCCUUUUUGAGACUGAUGUGGGCAGACUGGGAGAGGCAAAGUCCAACCCAAGUCCUUCUGUCAAAAUGAACCAAUAAUAAAUGCUCGUUGUUUCUGAGAUGUAUGGCUGUUGCAUGCUGCCGAUGGCCUCUUCCCUGCACAUUGUGAUUCCUCGCAUGGCCAGGCAGGCAGGAGGCUGGGGAAAGCAUGCAGCACCCGCAGCAGCACAGGUAAUGUUGGUUCAGGCCCUGCUCUGCAGUGGGGGAGUCGGUUUUCACUCUAAUGAGGACCUUUGGCUCCAUAGGAUGUGCUUUGUGGAGUUGUUCGUCCUGUCAUUAGUGGUGACUUCUCUUCAGCAGUGGAACAAGUGAAACACUUAGGCCUGGAGGAUGGUUUUUUUUUUGGCUCCAUCCCUGAUCAUGGCUUUGGCGUUUGUCUUCUCGUUGUUGGCGCAGAGAGUGCCAUGUGUUGGUGAUUAUUUGGAUGAGGAAACCCUCAACCGCAUGCAGCAGCGUGAGGAGUAUCUGCAAGAGCAGAUGACAAAGCUGCUGCUGGAGAUAGAAGAGAUGGAAAGGGCGCAGGGCAGGAUGGGCUUGCAAGCCCUGCUCUUUGCUUUGUUGCCAUACUGGAAAACUGUGAGCGUUCUUUGUCUCUUCGUCUUUCUGUUUUGGUUCAUGUGGAAGAUCCACAAGAAGUUCCGGGGCGUUGAAGACGACAGUGAUGUGGAGAGCUCCAGCAGUGAGGAGCAGCAGCAGGAGCAGCAGGAGCUGGAGCAGCAGGAGCAACAGAUGCAGGUGGUGGAAGUGGAAGCGAAGGAUGAAUUUGUCUUUGCUGAAGAGUUCUGGCCAAUCCAUACCCAUCAAGAGGAUGGUGAACAGAUCCUCUCGCUGUUGCAUCACCUCAUUGAUAUCUGCCAACAUAUCGUGGCGGAUACUUUCUAUCCAGUGCCAGCACACACCACUGGGGUGGGCAGUGUCUAUGAAGGCUGGUGUCCCCUUGUAAAUGAGCCUGUCUUCUGCGUGGUUGUGUCCCUGUUGGCCCCCCGUGGGCACACUUUCCACCCGGAUCUGGGCGCCCCAGAGGAGCUGCCAGCGAGGAACUCCCGUGUCCGUGUAGAGCUGGAAUGCACGUGCGGGAGGGAGCAGGAGAUGCGCAUGCGAUGCUUCCUCCACGCCUCCGCGGCAGAGCUGAGAAAUCAGCAGUCCAACCUCCUGCACAGCCUCUGCACUGACUCCUACCUGGAUGUAGAGAAGACUGCUCACUGGUUCCAGAACCUGAUCAGAAAUGCCUGGAAAUGCACGCAUUUGUCAGCAAUGUGCAGCCUGAAUGUGACGCAGUCCAAGCGCUCCUGCAGGCUUCAGGUGACAGAUGUCUACAAGAAAAUCUUCUUAGUUGAGAUGCUGUUUGGCGUACAGCAAGAUGACACGGACAUCUUUCUGAGCAGCCAGGAGACAGAGGUCGGUACUACCCCCAGCACGACCUGGCCACAGAGCUGUGCUGUGGCAGAAGCGAAGUUCUUCCUACUUGUAGCCGCCCGUGCUGAGGAGAGGAAUUUCUACAUCAGAUAUAUGCAAGUGUGCGCCUAUAUCCUGGCGGGCCUCAACUUUUCAGUCUAUGAACUGAAGACAGUGCUCAUGCACCUCCUGACUGCCAUCCCUUUGGAAAGCUGGCAUGGGAGAUAUUUCCUGGAGCGGAUCGAUGACCUCUUGCGCUACCUGCGCUGCUGCGUGGAGGAGAAGCAUCUGGGCCACUUCUUCAUUGGAAAUGAAGACGUGCCUGCGGAGAUUAUCUUGCCGCAGGAUUUCCGAGAGUCCGAACCGCUCAACCUCUUCCAGCACCUGGAGGAUGCGGAAAGACAUGAGCAGGCACUGCAGGAGUUGGAGGAGCUGCAAGAUCGGCUCAUGAGCCUGCUGAUCUAUGGGAAGUGAGAGACAUCCACUUGUCCCACAGACGAGCACCCUGAACACGGAGAAGACACCGCUCCGUAGGCAGUGGGAAUUGCUCCUGGAUGUUUUCUCCACACUGGGGCAGCCGAUGAAGAGGGUGCUGCGUGAACACUUGAAACAGAGACUCUUCAAACCAGCUGGGCAGAGACCACCCAGCCUCUCCAAGAGCAUCUGUUUGCUCCGGGAGCAUUUUCCCCUAGGAAGACCGGCAAUGAAAGACUUGCUUGAAGAACCUGAUCUGAAGAAGUAGAGCACAAUGUACUUUGUGACGUGUGCUUAGAAAGAGCUGAUGCGAAAAAGCAGAAAUACCACCUGUUGAAGUCGCGUAUUUUAGAACUACAGUUGUUGAAUGAUGUGGUUAAUUCUCACUUCUCAAGCUCUAGUAGAAUUAUAUUCAUAUAUUAUCUAUAGUAUCAGAGACUAGAAAGUACGUUGUGAUCUGUUCUGUUCUUUUAAUAAUUUUAAUAAACAUAUUUAUUUUUAUAA